UAGAAAAUGGUAAUAAACAUUUAUAAAUUUUCAAGAUUUGAUAGUAUUGCAGCUGAUUUUCAUUUUUAUACACGCUAUUGUGAUAAUAUUUUGAAGAAAUAAUCAUUAACUGUAACACGCAAGACUAAAAUUUUGUGGCAGAAGUGAUCUGGCUUGUCAUCGAACUUGUUUCGAUUUCUGAAUGAUUGGAAGUUUACAGGCAAUAUAAUCUCAUGUUGCUUUUUGGUUAUGUUACUCGAAUAUUUUCACCCUCUGAUAAGUUUUGUUUCAUUUUUAUGCAUUGUGGAUGUUGUCACUUGCACAAGUCACGCCAACGGGCGAACGAAGCGGAACGGCAAUGCCCAAAGAAGAGAAACACGGAGAAGCAUUUCUGUACCUGUAACUGACACUAUGGGUGAACCUGUGACGAUGUAUGGUGGAAUGUUGGCAUGGCAACUCGGAAAUGUGACACUAAAUGAUUCGGAUAUCAAACAUUUGGUCAAGGUAGCUUUAGACUUCUUGAAAAGCCAAAGGGAGCAGACAGAGAGAAGAAGCACAGACUUGUACAAGGAGCACAAAAUCACAGAUCUGAAGAAAUAUAGAUUAGUGUAUUCCGAGGAUGACAGCACCCCAUUAUCAGUAUCAGUGGUGGAGCUGACAUCUGAUGGGGAAACCAGGAGAGGUGAGGGCCUGGCUUAUAUGGGGUUUUUAUACAAAUUCACCCUUACUCUGGGCAUUGAGAGACAUAGGUUUGAGAUGUCAGAAUUCACCACCGGGCAAACACAUAUAUAUAGCCAUAUUCCUGACGUUCAAAUGGCAGAUCAGCCUUCCUGUGUCAGCCAAUCAGGAAGCAGCAAGGCAGGAGCCACAGAUGGAGAUUCAGAUGAGCCUGCGUGUGAGAAAGUCUGUUCAGACAAACUUACUUUGAAAGUCCUUUCACAGAACAUUUGGAAUUUCUUCAAUGUGGAACAUACAGAAGAGGAUUAUGUCAGAAGAAUGAAAAUUCUUGGUCCAGUUCUUCAGUCAGCUGCAGCAGAUAUCAUUGGCUUGCAGGAAGUUCGUUAUCAACAUGGCAGCGGUUUGGAGUUAGGACCAAGUCAGAUGAGUCACCUGUAUCAUUAUUUACCUGACUAUCAGUUUAUCUUCCAGCCUGCUAUGACCCAGGGCAGGUCUAUCAAGAAAGGUCGUUGUGAGGAAGGACUGGCUAUUUUCUCGCGCUUUCCUAUUCUGAAUUAUGACUAUCUGUUACUAAACAGAAAUAAGAGUGACCCGACUGACGGCCAUCAGAGGAUUUGUCUGCAUGCUGAGAUAGCCGUGCCUUCUUUUGGUAAGGUGCACGUGUUUGUUUCACACUUGUCUUUGUCUGACAGUGCCAGGCAGAAGUCUGUGGUACAAAUCAGGGAGUACAUGCUGCAGUUUGAUGGACCUGCUUUCCUCCUGGGGGAUCUGAACGCUGAACCACAGGAAGAUUCCAUCAGAUAUCUGAGUGGUCAAGCAGAGUUGCAGAACAGUAGAGUGAGUGACCUACUGGACACAUGGCUGGUCAGUAAUGAAGAAGGCCCAUCUGGACUGACCUUCAGCUCUCUAGAGAAGAAGCCUGACAGAAGGAUAGACUACAUCUUCAUGAGGAAAUCAGGGGACAUAACUGUGGAUGAGAUAAAUCUGAUAGGAAGUGGCAAAUAUGGAUCUGGUGCUGCCUCUGAUCAUUAUGGAGUUCUUGCAACCUUUAGGACCAGUGAUGAUUAACCAGAUUUUUUUUUCAAUUUUGAUCAAGGUGUAAUGUUUAGUGUAAAUGAUGUCUUCUUAUCAGAAGAUUGAAGCAUCUUUGUAACAUAAGAUGUUUAUGCACAUCGGUAAAUAUUGUUGACUGGUUAAUGGACCAUCCGAUUGUUUCAGUGACCUUGAAAUUGACAGUUUUGGCACUUCCCUCUGGCUGGGCACUGAACACAAAGUCUGUGUCUGUGGUGUCUGUGGCAUGGCAUUUCAGUGAGGCAGCCCUAAAAUAUUUCAGCAUUGAGCCCAUCCUGCUACAAGGAAACACCAUUGUGAAUGACCAAAGUUUUGUUAAAAGCAAGGCUUAAACCCAAGCAUAACAGAAUAAAACUCUUUCUUUUUGCCUCUUUUGCUUAUCAGUCUUGAAAUUGUCAUAAUAUUCAGAUCAUUUUAUGAACAUUGUUCAGGAUUGCAGUACAUGAUAAAAUUUCUCACUGAUCAAGUGCUACCAUGUUUUUCACUCAUUCACCAUCAAAUAGUGUAUAUUUUGGCUAAAUAAGGCAGAGCAAGUGAUGUUUUUACUUUGGUGUGGCUGAGAGAAGUUAGCUAACAGAGAUAUUGAGUAAGUUGUGUAUGUGAAGCAACAGAAGCAAACGGAAUUGCAAAUCAAUCACAAAGCAUUAAUCCAUUGAGUAAUUUAGUGCACAUUAAGACUCACUACUGUAAAGAGAUCGCUGUCGUAAUGAGCAGUUGAGCAGGCAGUUUUGUUCAGUACAACAUUUGUUGAAAAUGACGGCUUCCCCCAAUGUGGAGAAUGCCGUCAACAGCAGGUUGUUCAACCAUUCUAACUAUCAUGUCAUGUUGGUUUUAACAGGACCUCAUGGGCAACAGUGAUAAUAUUUGAUGCAAGUGCUGUGAAACUGAUUUUCUGUACUUAAAGUUGAAUUUUGGAUGAAAAUCGAAUAUCUGUUCAUGCUUUAACUGAGCUAAUCCUAUAUUCAGUACGGUGGAAUGAUGAAAAGGUUUGUCGCGUGACUGAUGUCUAAAGUAGACCACAUAAAGCUCACAUCAGAGUUCCAAUAUUUCACUGCAUUUUAUUUGUUCCCAAAAAAUCUUUAUACUUAAGUAGAGGUAUAGAGCUUAAUGUGUUAUUCAGUGAUCUAAGCUUCAGUUUUCUGUUUUCUUUCACUUUAGCUAUAAUCACUUACUGUGAUGUACAUUGUCCACUAAAGAUGUUUAAUCUUCUUUGUCUCGUCACCUAAUAGCUGGGUUUCUCAGUUUAUUAUUUUGUUCUUUUUAUGCUAUGGUAAUGUAUCUUAAUUUACAGCUGAAUAUUGUGUGUGGAUAAAACAGGCUGUAAACCUUAACUCUGAUAAGAGAAUAAAAAUACCAAUUUCUGUGACUUAGUUUUCAGCGCUACCAAAAUAUUUCUGGCCAAUUUUUUGCAUUCCAUUAACUGAUUGAUUGCUUCUAAUAUAGAUCACAUGUAGUCUGGUCAGAAAAUU
This is a messenger RNA of Liolophura sinensis, 3197 nucleotides long. RefSeq lists its product as uncharacterized. Bases 229 to 1725 code for a protein of 498 amino acids. The transcript is spliced from 11 exons. Gene Ontology annotation, cellular component: endoplasmic reticulum. Gene Ontology annotation, biological process: GPI anchor biosynthetic process. Gene Ontology annotation, molecular function: catalytic activity. The record is from RefSeq and is a predicted model, not a curated record. NCBI's taxonomy places the organism in Eukaryota, Metazoa, Mollusca, Polyplacophora, Chitonida, Chitonidae.